AUGAGCGUGGUGGUUUCUUGCUAUUUCUUUUCUUGUCCGUCUCUCAGACCACGCAUUCUUUCUUCGCUGGAAUCUCUCCGAGCAUGGCCAUGGCCGACUCCUCCGCGCUCUGCGUUCCUUCCCCUUUCCGACCCUUCUCCGUCUUAUCUCGCUUCUCCGAUCCCUUCCUCCCCUUCCAAGCUCUCCUCCAUGAGAUUCCCCUCUCGGAACAACCGAUCGCGAGGGCUUCUCAGAUGCCUUGCUAAAGAUGGCAACAAUGGCGAUGUUUUCAGUGAAGAUCCCUUUGGGCCUUAUCCUUGGGAAUCCUCCCUCUCCUCCGGCGAUGGAACAGCUAUUCAAUGGAUGCCUGAAGAUAGGAUCACCCUUUUUACAUCUGAAGGGCUAAUUCAGAUUGGAGGUUCUCUUGUCCCUCGCCGGUUUCCUACAUCCGAUAAACAAAAGAGCAGGCAAAAGGCUCCACAGAGGUUCCAACGGUUUCAAGAGAGUGAUUACAUGGAUCCAAACCAAGGUCUUUGUCUUGGUGCACUUUUUGAUAUUGCUGCAACAAAUGGACUUGACAUGGGGAGAAGAUUAUGCAUAUUCGGCUUUUGUCGAUCCAUUGAGAUGUUAAGCGAUGUUGUUGAGGACAUUGUAUUGGAGAAUGGGGGUGAGGUGGUCGCUGCGGAGAAAGAAAGCAAGGAAGGGUUGCAAGAGAAGCUAAACAUGACUGUGGCCGUGCCGUUGCUCUGGGGUGUCCCUCCGGCAUCGGACACCCUCCGAUUUGCUGUUCGGAGUGGUGGAGGGGUAGUGGAGAAGGUCUAUUGGCAGUGGGAUUUCUUGUAAAGAACUCAGAAAACAAUCUGUGCAUUCUGUUGUACAUAACAACUUACUUUCUUUCAUGUAAAUGUGUUUACUCCAUGUAUAAGAUUUCUGAUUGUUGUAACCGUGCAAAAUGCAAGAAGGUUAAUUCAAUUGUUCUGAUUCAUUGUAACUGGA
This is a messenger RNA of Dioscorea cayenensis subsp. rotundata (Guinea yam), 975 nucleotides long. RefSeq lists its product as uncharacterized. The transcript is spliced from 5 exons. The coding region runs from base 1 to 822 and encodes 273 amino acids. The record is from RefSeq and is a predicted model, not a curated record. Lineage: Eukaryota; Viridiplantae; Streptophyta; Magnoliopsida; Dioscoreales; Dioscoreaceae.